CAUGACAGAACAGCGCCCGGACCCGCAUACAUAGUCCCAGUCAUCAGUUACAGCUCAGCCUGUCUUGUUUUGUCUGCGUCGGGUGUGGAAUGGAUGCAGUCGCCAACUGACGCGCAGAUGCGCGUCAUUGGGGCUUAGGGAUCCCCGAGACAAAAAAAAAAUGUCCCACCGGUGUCGCAGGUGUGAUAAGAAAGCUGCGCGUCCCUUUUGUCUGCGAGGUUACAGUCAGCGCUCGCUCCCGCAUCAAAAUGUUGCUCUCGCAUCACGAUCAGCAUGCGCAAUUUGAUAGAAAUCAAGGAUUUGCACACGCACACAAAAAACACAUUAAAAGUAGGAGUGAGUUUGUGCGUGCGUGAGUCACAUGGUGAGCAGAACACUAGACAGCAAAAAAUACGUGAAUUACCAAAAAGUAAGAAGUUAAAGUACUUAGUGGCUUUGUCACAUUUUUGUGACUAAUUGAAAACAUUAAAUCUUCAUUUAAUGAUAUAUUAAUGGCAUUUAAACAAACCUAAUGUGAUGUUAAGCAGAUGAGUAACGACUGAAAUCGUAAAAAGAGAUUCAAUCAGUCAUUGUCAUCUGCCCCAGGGCAGGAAUUCAAGCCGCCAACAGCCACUGCGUGUGUGUAUGCGUGUGUGUGUGCGUGUGUAGUCGCAGCCAAUCAGCUUCCAUGUGGGCGGUACCUCAAAGUAUAAGUGCAGAUGUUGAGAGCCUGCGGACAGGUGUCGUGUGUGUUCAACACCAUCGUCAUGACAUCCUUGGUGCCUCUUUGCCAUCUCCCCCAGCAGGAGCUCCAGCCUCUGGCUUUGGAUUCCCACGACUUCAGCCUCUACAGUACUCCGCCCGAGGCCAGCCGCUUCUCAGCAGCGUGCCUCCGACCGGACCUUGGCCGCGAGUCCAGAGAAGAGCGGCCUCAUGUCGGAGCUGACUUCUACGACCUCCAGAAUGCCUUCCUAGCCGGCGGGCCCUGGUACUCGGUGGAAAACAUCCUAAGUCUGGCCCGCCCGCCGUACUCCUACUCGGCCCUCAUCGCCAUGGCCAUUCAGAGUGCGCCCUUGCAGCGGCUGACACUGAGCCAGAUCUACCGCUACGUGUCCACGCACUUCCCCUUCUACAGCCGAAACAAGGCCGGUUGGCAGAACUCCAUCCGGCACAACCUGUCGCUCAACGACUGCUUCCGGAAGGUUCCACGGGAGGACAACAAUCCGGGCAAAGGAAACUUCUGGACUCUGGACCCAAACUGCGAUAAGAUGUUCGAAAAUGGCAACUUCUGCCGCAAGAGGAAGAGGAAAACCGACACGGCGACUUCCACCAAGAAACGAAGCAAGUCCUCGUCCUCUUGGCCCAAAUGUCCCGGCGCCGAGUUUCCCGCCACGUCGGACCAGCAUAUCUCAUCUCGGCCUCCCGAGUCCACGCGGAUCCCGGAUGAGCCCUCGUUGCUUCCUCCUCAGGGGCUUGUCUCCUCACCAGGACCCGUGGUGCCGCAGUGGGACACCUGCAGCUCUUCUUCUUCUCGUCAUGCCUCCACUAUGUUCGUCCCUUGUUCUCAGUCUGCCCCUCCUCACUUCUCCCCGUCUCUGUACGCGGACCCGGAUACCGCAUGCACGCCUCCGCUGGAGUUCCAGGAGGAGCGGCCGGCGGAGUUCGACUUCGUCCAGUCUCAACUCUUGGGCCACCUCAUGAAUGAUGUGCCCCUUGACUCGCUGGUUCUCCACCAGGGACUCUGACGUCCACUUGACGCUUUGAAAUGUCCGUCACAGUGUGAAUGACGCUAUUUAUUAUCGGUGUUAUUGAUAUUUUAUAAGUUCAAAGUUGGGUUCAACGUUGGAAUUAAAGCAAGUACA
This is a messenger RNA of Syngnathus acus (greater pipefish), 1841 nucleotides long. It is a transcript of the gene foxi3a, whose product is annotated as forkhead box I3a. The record is from RefSeq and is a predicted model, not a curated record. Gene Ontology annotation, biological process: regulation of transcription by RNA polymerase II; cell differentiation; anatomical structure morphogenesis. Lineage: Eukaryota; Metazoa; Chordata; Actinopteri; Syngnathiformes; Syngnathidae. Gene Ontology annotation, molecular function: RNA polymerase II cis-regulatory region sequence-specific DNA binding; DNA-binding transcription factor activity, RNA polymerase II-specific. The transcript is spliced from 2 exons. Bases 699 to 1724 code for a protein of 341 amino acids.